ACUAUACAAGGACAUAUUACUCCUCUACCAAUGUGGGACAAUACUACACUAUAUACAUAGUUGUAAACUAAAAGUACAAUAACAACCUAUUGAUCCUACCGCUAUUUCUAACUAUACGAGUUUUUCUCUUUGGUUGUUUAUUUACAUCCUGUUCUGUUAUAAAUUGUGAGAACAAUUGAUUCAUAAACAAGUAUGAAUAACAAUAUACCAUAAGGAUAACAUAUGUAAUUUUAUUGCUUUUGUUUCCACUCGCGAAAAUGUGUUGCGUAUGAUAUGUGUGGAUUUAGCAAAAUGGAUUUAUGGGCUAUCUCUUUCGAGCUACGUUCAUCACAUGUGGACUCAAUUUUCAUAUGUUAAGCUAAUCUGAACUAACUUCUAGCUGUCAUUGAAGUCUCCUUACAUAGUAGUCAAACCAUAGAUAUUUCUAACUUAUUCCAUAUUGGGUCCCAAUUCUUAAGAAAAAAUGUUGAGAUGUCAAUCUUGUUAGGCUAGAGGGGGCACUUCUUGCUUUUUUUUCUUUUUCUUCUUCCUUAAAAGAUUUACUUUCUUGUGAAACUUCUGUAUCUGCACUGUUUCUUCCAAUCUUCACGGGAGGGUAGGUGUUAUGACCAGUGCAUGAAACUGCCCUAAGGCGGAGGCGGCACAGAUUUGGUGGCCGGGCAUCCCAAUCGCUAAGACGUACGCCCAGUGUUGUCAAAGGCUCAUUUAAGGCGCGCUUAAGCCCUGAAGCUCAGAAAAGCUCAGGGAGGGCGCUUCGCCUCGCUUAAGCUGCGCUUCAGUGUAAGGCAAAGCACUAAGACAUGCGCCUCAUUGCCCAUGAGUUUUAUUGGGAAUCAAGAGGCACUAAACAACAAAUAUAAUCAGAAAAUAAUGUAUUAGCGGUAAAGAAAAACAUUAUAAAUGAAUUUAUUACUUUGUCCUUGAAUUACAUAUAUAUUUUAUUUUUUCCCAUAGUUGCGCCUUUUUUUUACUAAAGCCAAUACUUUAAGUGCACUUUGCGCUUAAAUCCCUAAUAGACCUAAAGUGCUUUUAGAGUUUUUCGCUUUUGAUAACAUUGCGUAUGCCCAGGCGUGUAUUACUCCUCCCUGACAGGGCGCACACAGAAAACUCAAGCAAAUGUAGGGCAAAAUCCUAAAGAAGAAGAAGAGAACAUUAGGGUUUAUUUAUUUACCACAAACAUGCAAAUACAACUAUUUCACUAACUUGGAAAGUAUCAGUCGUGUAAAUAAAAUAUUUUCGUAUUGCUUCAAUUUCAUUCGCUGAGAACAAAGGGCUCCAGGGAUGGAAGAAGAAUAUAGGUCUAAUCCCUUCCAAAUACACUAUUGAAGAAAAUUGUAUUUGGGUUUCGAAUGUUGGUAAUUUGGGGAAGAAGAUGAACUCUCAAAACCAUGAGAAGGACAUGGGGAGAAAUUUUGAGAGAAAUUGUAGGGGGAGAGAAUUUGCGAAAAAGAUGAUUGUGAUUCAAAAACCAUAUGUUGACCUUUUUUUCCAACUGUGAAAAUGGGCUGACGAAGAAAGCAAUGACACUCUCCCACUGCCCUAAAACAUCAUGUCAUCUUGCAAUUCACCAUAUGUGCCAGCCGUGGAAUCAACCACUGAUACUUACAUCAGAGUAGGCUGCUUAUAUCACACCCCCUAGGGUGCAGCCCUUCCCUGAACUCUGUGAAUGCGGGAUGCUUCGUGCACCGGGCUGUUCUCUUUUGUCCUUUUCAAGUUCUUAAAUGAUUUACAUGUUCUUUUAGUUAUUUCGCAAAGAAAGUUUUCUUAGAAAAGUUUCUUUCUACUUUAUUGACUGGUCUAUUAAAAGUUAUAGCCUCUACUUUAUUGUGCAUGUUUAUAGAUUAUACUAAAAUCUCCUGCCUUUUUGAUAAAUUUUGAUUUCUAAAAAAUAUUUGUAUGUUUUUCGUAUUUUAAAAAUAUUUAUGUGCUAUUGAAUUAUACAAUAAUAAGAUCCAUGGGGCUUACGCCUCGCCCCGUACUUGAUAAAAUGUUUCGCCUUGCGCCCUCUCCUUUUAAAACACUUGUUAUCACCCUCCCCAUAGUCGACACAUCUUUUAUUUGGAAAAGGUAAGAAAAGAUGAUUUUCAGCUGCUGGUGAAUGCCAUCUGAUAGCUGUAUUGCUUAUCUUUCUUCUGUUAGGUUAUCUUGCUAUGAUAAUCAAUGUUCUUUGGUUCUUUUCUGCAUGUUUCUAUUGUUAGCUUGACGGAGAUCCAGAAUGCACGUGGUAUUAUGGAUGUCCUUACUGAAAUGCUGAAUGCAUUAGGUCCUGAAAACAAAGAGGAACUCAGACAAGAGGUCAUUGUUGAUUUGGUGGAACAAUGCCGUACCUACAAGCAGAGAUUGGUACACCUUGUAAACUCGACUACGGAUGAGUCACUGCUAUGCCAAGGACUAUCGCUGAAUGAUGACUUACAGCGUGUAUUGGCCAAGCAUGAAGCUAUUGCAUCAGGAACUUCUAUUAAAGGCGAAUCAUCAAAACCUGAAGCUGCUCGAUCCCUUGUAGAUAUUGAUGCUCCUCUUAUUGAUACUGGAACCAGCAACCAGUCAGACCAAGGAUCUACAUCAAUUGCUAGUUUAGGGACACAGUUGCUUCUUCCUGCUCCUACAUCAGCAAAUGGUCCAUCAGCAACUCCAACAAAAGUUGACCCUAAGAUGGAUCUUCUGAGCGGAGACUUUGGCUCACCAACAGCUGAGAAUGCUCUUGCGCUUGUUCCUGUUGGAGAACCUCAACCAGCAAAUCCUUCGCAGCAGAAUGCCCUUGCUAUUCUCGACAUGUUUUCGCAGCCAAGCACCACCCCCUCUACUUAUUCAGUUGGUCAGGCAAAUCCUUCAUCCCCUCAAUUUCAGCAACAACAGAAUUUUCAUUCUGUGCAACCAUCUUUGUACCCAAAUGGAAGUGUCCCUGGUAUGACCUACGCCCAAGGCUCCAAUCCUGCCUGGAAUGGGCAGAUGUCACAGCAACAACAGCCAGCUUCUCCAGGUUAUGGAACUCAAAGCACUAAUCCUUUUCCACUUCCUCCAUGGGAAGCUGAGGCAGAAGAAAGCCAAAUAGUAGGUAGCCCUCAUGCUCAACCGAUGCUAAAUAAUCCCAUGCCAGGUAGUUCACAAGCUUUAGCAAUGCACAAUAAUCAGAUGAUGCCUGGCGGUUCGCAUGCUGUAUCACCGCAAAAUAAUCAGCUGGUUGCAGCGAACGCUCAGCAAACAUACCUCCAUGGUAUGUAUGCACAUCCGGGCACAGCUGGACAGCCUGCUAUAAUGAGCAAUCAGGCUAUGCAAGGCAAUCAGAUGGAAGGCAUGUAUCCUCAACAGUUCCAAGGUGGGCAACCAGGGAGUUUAUUUCCUCAACAAAUGCCAUCUGGGCACAUGGCUUAUAUGUAUUCGCAACAAAUGUAUGCCAACCAAAUGGCCAGUUAUGGUUAUGGUAAUGCUCAACAACAAAAUACUCAGUUCCUUAACCAAGGAAUGUCUGGGCUCUCUGUGAGGGACAAUGGUGUCCUCAACAAUUCUUCCUAUCCAGUUUCCGCUCCUUCAUAUGUGCCAUCUGGAAAGCCUUCAAAGCCGCAAGACAAAUUGUUUGGGGACCUAGUUGACCUUUCAAAAUUCAAACCAGCCAAUGCUGCUCCCAGCAGAGCUGGUAGCACGUGACAGUAACUGGUUUUGCACCCUUUUUUUUUUUUUUUUUAAUAAUUAGAAUUUCUAUUUGGUUCUUAAGCUUCUGUUGUCUCUUCAUUUUAUAUUUACACAUUCUCCUUUGAGUCCAUAUGCAUUUAAUGGUUCUUCACGAGAUGAUGAGAGUUGUGUACAUUUCCUAUAGAGUGAAGAACUAGCUCUGGAAGAAAGAAAGUCAAGGAACCUCGCUCUAGCUUGAAUAUGUAUAGGAUGUAUUCAAUUAUUCAUUUUAAUGCAGUUUCGGGUGAUAUAAUUUUGUGCUGUUA
Messenger RNA from Nicotiana tabacum (common tobacco), 3935 nucleotides. The record is from RefSeq and is a predicted model, not a curated record. Lineage: Eukaryota; Viridiplantae; Streptophyta; Magnoliopsida; Solanales; Solanaceae.